GGCCGUCCCCACUGCUGUAAAGAGAGAGGACAUAUAAACUUCUUGUGAGAACUCGCAGCCACCGAUCUGUGCAGAUGGUGGUGACUGGUCCCAGUAUAGCCGCUUCCAGUACAGAGCUCCGCUGACAGUAUUGUAGGCAACAUGGUGGAUCAACUUGCACACACAGAGAUCAACAGCCAAAGGAUAUCGGCGGUGGAAACAUGUUUUGGUGCUGCAGGUCAGCCUCUCACUCUUUCCGGAAGAGUCCUUGUAGGGGAAGGGAUUUUGACCAAAGAAUGUCGGAAGAAACCUAAGCAAAGGGUCUUCUUUCUCUUCAGCGAUAUCCUCGUCUAUGGAACCAUCCUCAUAAAUAAAGUUAAAUACAGUUGCCAGCACAUCAUCCCCUUGGAAGAUGUGUCCACCGAGAAACUUCCCGACAGUGGAGACAUGAAGAAUCGGUGGAUGCUGAAGACCUCCAAGAAAUCUUUUGUGGUUUCUGCUGCCUCUUACACCGAACGGGAAGAAUGGAUCAGUCAUAUCAAGGAAUGUUCCAGUAGGCUCUUGGCAAAGACUGGAAGACGACCAUCCACUAAACACGCGGCACCUUGGAUACCGGACAAAGACACCGAAAUCUGCAUGAGGUGCACCAAAACAAAAUUCACGACUUUGACCCGUAGGCACCAUUGUCGUAACUGUGGAUUUGUCGUAUGUCAUGAUUGUUCUCAGGCCCGGUUCUUGAUCCCAUCUUUAUCUUCCAAGCCCUUAAGAGUCUGUACCCUGUGUCAUCGAAAGCUGAUGGCUGACAAAAAAGCUGAGGAGGAUAAAAAGAGGCGAUAUGACGAGAUCCUAAGGAGGAUGCCACAAUAUGAACCUUCCAGUGAUGAAGACAGUGAUGAAGACAGGAACAAUGACUUCUACUCUUCUUCAUGGUCAGCGUUCCAUGCCUGAUUUUAUUUUAUUUUUUCAUAUUUUUAUAAAAAGUUUUUAAUGGUGUACAAGACAGGAUUAAGAGACAUGCAUGUGUGACUUCGCAGGGAUGGCUUCCCAGAAUGAGUUGUGUUGGUGGACACCUUGGAGACGCUUUGAAGUUUCAGGCCUUCAAAGACAUUGAAGAUUUUCACAAACUUUCCUCCUUGAUCAUGGUGUCAGUUCCACCAGUUUAUUGGAGAAACACUACCAAACAGGACAGAUCUCUGUGCACUGGUGUUUUAUGUCUGGUGGCCAAACUCAGGGAGGCUUGAGGAGAACUUGCAUCAAAAACUUGGCUAACCAUUGUGUUCCAAAAACUUACCUUUCUAAAAGAAAUGCUCCAAUAAAUGUUUCAUCGGGAUACAAUUGGGUCAAAAUAACCAAAAGUUCAAAGCUGUGGACCUGAGGUGUAUGGGGCUCAAAAAGCAAUGGGUGUAGUCAACCACUGUUUCUGCCCAAAGCAACAAAUUCUCUUUAGACAUUGCCAGUAGCCACUAUUAUGUUGGUUUGUAGACCCUAUAGUGGCAUAUACUGGCAGUCCAACCCGUCAACACUUGGAAAAUAUCCCAUAGACUUCGAUGACACUAAAAUAGCUUCUCUCUUAGGGUAUGUUCACACACAUGGAAUCUGAGGCUUACUCCAAGAGA
This is a messenger RNA of Bufo bufo (common toad), 1595 nucleotides long. RefSeq names its product pleckstrin homology and FYVE domain containing 1 (gene PLEKHF1). NCBI's taxonomy places the organism in Eukaryota, Metazoa, Chordata, Amphibia, Anura, Bufonidae. The record is from RefSeq and is a predicted model, not a curated record. The coding region runs from base 142 to 927 and encodes 261 amino acids. Gene Ontology annotation, molecular function: phosphatidylinositol binding; metal ion binding. The transcript has 2 exons.